Molecule: messenger RNA, 4165 nt
Organism: Hordeum vulgare subsp. vulgare (domesticated barley)
Lineage: Eukaryota; Viridiplantae; Streptophyta; Magnoliopsida; Poales; Poaceae
Product: zinc finger CCCH domain-containing protein 45-like
Exons: 6
Coding region: 246-1739 (497 amino acids)
Molecular function (GO): metal ion binding; RNA binding
Source: RefSeq, a predicted model, not a curated record
AUGACAUUAUAACAUUUACAUCAAAAAAAUUACAUAUAUAGUAUUUCUGCUACCCGCAAAAAAUAAAGAGAAUCUAUUUCUGCAGGAAAAGAAACUACCCCUCAAACCAGCAUGAGCUGGGAGGGAAGUUCAAAAAAGAGAGAAAAAAGCUUGAGCUGGGAGGGAAGUUCAAAAAAGAGAAAAAAAAAGCUUGAGCCGGGAGGUGGGCUCGCACGCGCUGUGAGCCUGUGACGCAGGAUCAGCGAAUGCACGAUCCGAAGGCUCGCUGCGCGGCCGACGCAGCGCUUCAAUCAGUCGGCUGGAUCUGGGUCGAAACGUUUUCCGAGCGAAAAUUUCAGGGCAAGCACAAAUUUCUCAGCGCCCAAACCCUAGCUAGCCCCUCCCACCUUCCCUCGAUCCAAAUGGACGGCGGCGACUGCGGCCUCCGCUUCGACUUCGAGGACUACCUCGACGCCGUCGGCGCUGGAUCCGGCUCCGCGUCCUCCGAAGCCCCCAUCCUCGCCGUGGGAGGGCCGUCCCGUGGCUGUGGCCUCCAAAUGGAUGGCGAUGAGGACAACCUCCGCUUCGACUUCGAGGACGACCUCGACGCGGCCGGUGCUGGCACCGGACACUCGGUCGGCUACUUCGAAGCCCUCAUCCCCGCCGCUGGAGGGCCGUCCCAUGGCCCUGGCAUCGGAAGCUUCCAAAUGGACGGCGACGAGGGCAGCCUCCGCUUCGACUUCGAGGACUACCUCGACGCCGUCGGCGCUGGAUCCGGCUCCAUGUCCGCGUCCUCCGAAGCCCCCAUCCCGGUCACGAAAGGGCUGUCCCAUGGCCAUCGCCGCGUAAUCUUCCAGCAGACCGUGUGCCAGCACUGGCUGCGUGGGCUUUGCAAGAAAGCGGAGCCGUGCUCGUUCCUGCACCAGUUUGACAUGGAUCACAUGCCAGUGUGCCACUUCCACCAUGCUUUCCGCUUCUGCUGCGCAGAGGAUUGCAACUUGAAGCAUGAGAUCCAGGUGUGCGAAAUCAUUCAUUCUUCUAUAGUGCUUCUGAUUGCGGGUUUGCUUCAUGAUAUAUUGGUCCAUAAUCAUAUCUGCUCCAAAGUUUGUGCCAGGUUUAGCGUGGGCUUUUGCCCUAAUGGACCUAAUUGCAACUACAUGCAUGUUAGGCUACCUGGGCCACCUCCUCCUGUUCAAGAAGUCCUCCAGAAGUUUCAACAGACGAAUGCCUACAACUGUGGUCCAUCAAGCGGAACUUAUCAGCCUAGAGACAAUAACUGUAAGCAGAAGGCGAAAGCUCAAGUCCAGCAUGGGUCAGUGCUGAAUAAUCAAAAUUUGGCUGUAAAUGCUACUCUUGUAGCGCAACAACCUGCUGCGCAACAUGCGCAGACAGCAAAUCCAGCACCACACCUACAGCAGAAGCAAAAUGCUCAUGUUCAAGGUUUCCAUAAUGGCUCAUCUAUCAAAAAGCUACCACAACUGCAAGCCCACUUCCACAAGGGCAAUCAAGGUACUCGGUUAUUAAAAGUUGCAACCAGGAGAAUCUGGAUUUUGGUUCAGUGGGGUGUUUGUGCCUCCCAAAAAGGAUUAAUGAGGUUGAACUUGACGAAGCAUUUGAGUCUAUGGAGAGUGUCAUUUCAAUAUUCUCCAUCUCUAGAACUCACCAUUUCCAGUGUCUGUGCAAUUCUAGAACUGGUGGUGAAAUUUAGAAAUAUGCUCACAGAAGCCCACUGUGGUCAGAACUUCUCUCCAGUGGCUUAGUUUACAGGGCGUGUAGCCCAGAUCGCUGGGAUCAAGGUAUGCAGAGCCACUCUAUUUCCUCCAGACGCUCGAUUGAAAAACACAGCGAAGUUAAUCCAUGACACCAAAUUAGCUGGAAAGUUAAUGAGCAGUUAAUAUCAAUUCCACCCCGCGUUCACACCAUGCAUGCAGCUAGUACUAGUACUACUCUUAAUUACUCAUGCAUAGUGUAUUACUAGGCAGUAAAUGAAAUGCGCCUUAAUCCUUCUCAAUUUUGGAAAUACAUGAAAUCUGAAGGGUGCCUUCUAAACCGUGACGGAGGGAGUAUUUAUCUUCUAUUGUACCUCCACUUUGGUACAUUUUUGUCAUUUAGCUCCAUGCGAUGGGACAAGAAGCAUUUAGUGACUUAGUUUUUAAAAGAAGUUGACUCAAUUGUAUGCCUAACUCACAUCAGCACCGAAAGAAUGUUAAUAGGAACAUUUAGUGGAAAAUAUUGCCGCCAAAACUAGAGUAACAAACAAGUAUGUAGCACAACAUAUAUUCUGAUUUUAUGGUUGUAAUUUGGUCUAAUAUAAUUUGUUUUGUAAUACAAUAGUCUAAAAGUAAAAUUAUGCUAUUCAGUUGGAUACACUAAAUUGUUGUUAAAUUUACUUUUUUCAAGGGCUCUUGAAAGGUUACUUCUAAGUUUGGUGGCUACAUUGGUGGUUGGAUUUGAAAAUUUAUUUACAGAAGUUCAUUAUGGUUAGAAUUUCUCUCCAUUGGCCCAAGGUACAACAAAUUAUUGAAAUCCACCUGCCUGAGUACUAGGAACUGGCUGCCGCGGCCCCAGAUCGAAGCAUCCAUGCCCUGCCACGUGUCUCGCUCGUCAGUCGCCAACCCACCCUAGCCGCCACCGCCACAUAGCGGAACAUUCGUGCCCACCACCUGUCUUCCUCACUAGCUGCUGGCCUCUGUUGUGGUCUUCGUGAUGACCUUGUUGUUGUUGUCCAUGCCAGGAGUUGGCUGCCAUUGCCACUGCUUGCCGAUUUUCAUCGACGCCUCUGCCGCUGCUUGGUGGGUCGUUCCUCUCUUUGUUCCACGCUCGUCGACAUCAUGUGAUUUAGCUUGGUUCCCUUUGAGUGUUGUAAAAAGAAGGCAAUUUCUUUGUCAUCGAGUUUCGUUUCCAUCCCUUGCUACCCGUUGAUUUUUGACGGUGUUAACUACACCGACUUCAUUUCCCACAUGCGCAUUCAUUUGCGUGGUUUGCGUCUCUGGGCAUACUCUCUGGCGAGAUUUCUUACCCGUUGUGCCCUGUUGCCCCUGUGAAACCUUCGCCACUCCCUACGACUGUUGUUGAUAAGGCUGUCGCUCAUGUUGCUGAUGAUGUUGCUUGCUGCCUAAGAUCAAAAGGUAAACUGUUAAGGGCUUGACUAGGCAGCGGCGCUGCACGUAGGUCCUACCGUGGGGUGUCUGCUACAUGCAUCAACCAAGAUUAAAUGCGAGCACAUGGCGAAAGACAGAUUAACGGGUCACGACUGGUGCGCACAUGACGAAAGACAGGUAGGGCCAUAGGCUGGUGCGCACAUGCAUCCUGAUUCUGAUUCUACACACUAACGGGUCACGGCUACCCCACCUCUCCUGCUGCUUUCAUCCCCAUCAUGUCUUCUUCUCCCCCAAAAACACGUCUUGAAUUCCACACCAGAUUAUAGGGCACUCUAUAGCUGCCCCUAGAAAAGGCCGAGGAGAGACAAAAAAAAGACACAGAAAAGUCUCCAGUCGAGUAAAACAAGAUCUAAUAUUCAGGCAAUGCAUGAUUCAAUAGUGGAUGUAUCAAGUCUAGUUGCUAGAUUAGUAGUAUUAAUUUGUCAGAUUAAUUGUGCCAAAAGUUAUGGCGAUGGGAUCUGUUGUACAUGCCUAUCUCCCCUGGUUAACAUAAUAGCCUCAUCAGUUUCCAAAUAAUUGCCUCAAGUUGCCAAAGAUGGAUUUGCUAUACUCACCUACACCUAAUUUCCAUAUUAGUUGUCUCUAAUUGCCAGAUUAGCUGUAUCGGUUAACAAAUUAAUUGACUCAAGUUGCCGAAGAUGGAUUUGAUGUACUCACGUGCACCUAGUUUCUAGAUUAGUUAUCUCUAAUUGCCAGAUUGGUUGUACUAAUUUCCAAAUUAAUUGUCUCAAGUUACCUGAAAUGAAUUUGCUGUACACACUCAAUUUCCAGAUUAGUUGCCUACUUUCUAGAUUAGUUGUAUCAGUUGCCAUACUUGUUGUUGGCCUUGCCAUCCUCGUGCUCGUGCCCCCCUUGCCCAAAAUCCCUAGCGCUUGCAUACAUGUGACGGAGAGAUCCUGUGGCACCUCACGUAGUCCUAGGCCCCAUUUUAUCUCCUCGUCUUCCAGUUCGCUCGCAGGCAAGUCAGAUAAUCCCAUGAAGUCUGAAAAAAAAGAACACCACAAAAAACUGUGAUGCAAAACCAA